AAUAAUUUGUUUUUUAAGAAACACAAAAUAAAAUCACCAGAUUAGAACAAGGACGCCCACAUGCUUCAGCAUCAUUUCCAGUUUACCCUGAAGAGGAAUUUGGCACAUCAUUGUGAUAAAAGGGAUGAAUGAGGGCCGCUCUGCUCUCCUCAGAAGGUGCCACCUCGCCUUGUCCAAGGCUGACACCCUCAGCUCUGUCCCCGCCACAGAUGGCGUCACCGCGGACUCGAGCGAUGGCGGGGCCGCUCAGCCCGAGAGCGACGCAGCGUUCCCCCUGUGCGAGCUCUCGGACCUGUUCGAGAGCGAGGAUGCUUCCCCGUCCACUCAGGACACGAGUCAGGGUUCAGCCCUGGAGCUGGUUCAGCCUGGCCAGCCCGCGGACAGCAGGCAGAACCUGCGGAUGAAGUUCCAGGGUGCUUUCAAGAAGGGCAUUUCCAACCCUAUGGAUCUAUUGGAAUCUACCAUAUAUGAGUCAAAUGUGGUUCCAGGCCCCAAGAAAGCACCCAUGGACUCGCUCUUUGACUAUGGCACCUACAGGAGCACUAGCAACCAGAAGCGACGCAGAAAGAAGCUCCCAAGAGGUAAAACUGAGGCCUCCUGUGAUGACAGUCAAAGCUUGGACCCUCCGAAAGUUCUGAAAAUAUUCAACCGCUCUAUCCUCUUCGACUGUGUGUCACGUGCAGACACCGAGGCCCUCGAGGGUCUGUUAGAGUACCUGCAGAGUCAUGAAAAGAGGUUAACUGAUGAGGACUUCAGAGAGCCGUCCACAGGUAAGACGUGUCUGCCAAAAGCCCUGCUGAACCUGUACGGUGGGCAGAACGACACCAUCCCGCUGCUGGUGGACAUCGCAGAGAAGACCGGAAACCUCAGAGAGUUCAUCAAUACGCCCUUCAGGGAUGUCUACUACAGAGGCCAGACGGCGCUCCACAUUGCUAUAGAGCGCCGCUGUAAGCAGUAUGUGGAGCUGCUGGUGGAGCAGGGAGCUGAUGUUCACGCUCAGGCCAGGGGGCGCUUCUUCCAGCCCAGAGACGAGGGGGGCUACUUCUACUUCGGUGAGCUUCCUCUCUCACUGGCUGCUUGCACUAACCAGCCUGACAUAGUUCACUACCUGACUGAGAAUCCACACAAGAAGGCCGACCUGCGGCGUCAGGAUUCACGUGGAAACACGGUGCUGCACGCCCUGGUGCGCAUCGCAGACAACACCAAGGACAACACGCGGUUCCUCACAAAGAUGUACGACCUGCUGCUAAUCAAGAGUGCCAAGCUCUACCCAGACUGCAACCUGGAGACAGUGCUCAACAACGACGGCAUGUCACCUCUCAUGAUGGCUGCCCAGCUGGGCAAGAUAGGGGUGUUUCAGCACAUUAUCCGACGUGAGAUCAAAGAUGAGGAAGUGCGUCAUCUGUCACGGAAGUUUAAGGACUGGGCCUAUGGGCCGGUGUACUCCUCCCUUUAUGAUCUGUCCUCGCUGGAUACAUGUGGAGAGGAACCGUCUGUGCUGGAAAUCCUCGUCUAUAACAGUCGCAAUGAGAACCGCCACGAGAUGCUGGCAGUGGAGCCCAUCAACGAGCUGCUGAGGGCCAAAUGGCAGAAGUUUGCUGCCGUCACCUUUUACAUCAGCGUGGUUUCCUACCUCAUCACCAUGAUCAUCUUCACCUUAGUGGCAUAUUACCACCCAACACAGGAAACGCCUCCGUACCCUUACACAACAUCCUCCGACUACCUGCGCAUGGUGGGAGAGAUUGUCACCUUGGCAUCAGGAAUCUUCUUCUUCCUCACCAAUAUUAAGGACCUCUUCUUGAAGAAGUGCCCUGGGGUGAAGUCUUUAUUUAUUGAUGGGUCCUUUCAACUGCUGUACUUCAUCUACUCUGUGCUGAUUGUAGUCACCGCUGCUCUCUACCUGUCUGGCAUUAAGGCUUAUGUGUCUGUGAUGGUGUUUGCACUUGUCCUGGGCUGGAUGAACACUCUUUACUUCACCAGAGGCCUGAAGCUCACUGGUACCUAUAGCAUCAUGAUACAGAAGAUUCUUUUCAAAGACCUUUUCAGAUUUCUGCUGGUGUACGUGCUGUUCAUGAUUGGAUAUGCGUCAGCCCUGGUGUCCCUGCUGACAGUGUGUCCUCCACCCGGCACAGAGUGUGACGGGGGCUGUCCCACCUACCCCAAGUGCAGGGACCCCGACACCUUCAGUACUUUCCUACUGGACCUCUUUAAGCUCACCAUUGGGAUGGGAGAACUGGACAUGAUCCACAGUGCACAGUAUCCUGCGGUCUUCCUCAUCCUGUUGGUUACCUACAUCAUCCUCACCUUUGUGCUGCUGCUGAACAUGUUGAUCGCUUUGAUGGGGGAGACGGUGGGACAGGUGUCGAAGGAGAGCAAGAAGAUCUGGAAGCUUCAGUGGGCAACGACCAUCUUGGACAUCGAGCGCUCUUUCCCAGUGUGCCUUCGCAAGUCUUUUCGAGCCGGGGAGAUGGUGACUGUGGGGAAGAACCGGGAUGGCACACCUGACCGACGCUGGUGCUUCAGGGUGGACGAGGUGAACUGGUGCCACUGGAAUCAGAACCUGGCGAUAAUCAAUGAGGAUCCGGGCAAGAAUGAGACCUGCCAAGCCAACGGGUUGCAGCAGAGCGUCAGAGCCUUGAGGAGAGACCGCUGGUCCACAGUGGUCCCGCGGGUGGUGGAGUUAAGUAAGGGUCCGCGGCCCCGUGAUCUGGUGAUAGAGAUGGAGCCGCUGACGCCCAGACACUGACGCCUGCAGAUGACUGGUGCUGUCCUUCUUGUAAGGAGACAGCAGAGAGCCAUCAGUAUCAGCGAGAUCACUCUGCAGGGGACGAUUUGGCCAAUAAGUGUACUAAUCUGCACAGAUCUCAAAGUGCCUUUUGUGAAGAGGAAGUCUAGUAAAUAUUACAGAAAGACAGGAGGUGUAAUAGGACGCAGAGGACUGAGGGCAGAGACACUGGAUGUACGAUCUCUUAAACAAUCACUGAUCUUAAAAACACUCAGAUCAUUAACCCUGAGAUCAAAAUGAACGGCACAGUGAGCUAACUUAUUCUGAAAACGUACUGUAACUCUGCUUUUCAGACAUCAGCGGCGGAUCACUCAGGGAUUUGAGUCAAGAUAUUUCAGCAUUUCCAGUCUCAUUAAAGUGUUACAGAAAACAGAAUCAUGGGUUAUCUAAUAGCAAGCAGAAGCAUAAUUACUGUAUUAUUGCAUUAGCAGUGUAAACAAAAGCUUGGAGAGAAAUGCCAUCUAAAGAUAUAAUCACAAUGGGAGACAUUUCUUCAAGAAAACAUUGCCAUAAAUAUUCAUAGACUUAUAGAAUACAAUCAACUUUUAUUUGUUUGGUUUAUCUUUAAGAGGUCCAUAUAUAAUGUAUCAUAAAGAUUAUAUUGUAUAUGUUAAUUUGAAUGUUUAUUCUCCAGGCUAGGCGAGUAUAGAAACAGGAUAUAUCUAUUUUAUAAAGUGUAUUUUCUCGUCAUUUUCUACAUUGUAUUAGUCAAAUAGUUUCAUAACUAUGGAAGCGUCAGACUUGGACUGCCAGCUCAGGCAGCACAGCUUUCAUUUGAACUAAAACAAUGCACUAUGACAAUUUCUGAUGUGUGCAUUAUUAUAUGAACACAAAGACAUUGUUCUGAACAAGAUGGGCAUGAUGAGCAGGUUAUAGUUGUCAAGCAAAUAUGCAAAUGCAAGACAAUAGCCUCCCGUGUUAUGGUUUGUCUUUGAAUUUCCAGAGUUAUUGUUCCUUUGCAGCUGGGGUAUUUGCAUAAUCAACUCUCAGGCCUUGCCAUUAUGUGCUUCCCCCUAUUUGCUGCAGUGUUUUCAUUGCAAUUGGCUCCUUGCCCUAUAUAGCAUCUUGUUUAUGCGCAACUACUGUAUGUAUGCAUGUAUUUGUGUUAUUGUACUGCAUGACAGGGUUUGAUUAAGGGCAGAUAGACCUUACAAUUCAUUUUCGCUAAUUCAUUGCUGUUGAAGAUCCUAGGUCAUUGUUCUCUUUGUUUGCAUUACCUUUAUAAAGAGACAUGUCUAUGCAUUUUUUAUAUUGUUUGUACAU
This is a messenger RNA of Chelmon rostratus (copperband butterflyfish), 4048 nucleotides long. RefSeq names its product transient receptor potential cation channel, subfamily V, member 4 (gene trpv4). The record is from RefSeq and is a predicted model, not a curated record. Gene Ontology annotation, cellular component: cilium; membrane. The coding region runs from base 125 to 2746 and encodes 873 amino acids. Gene Ontology annotation, molecular function: protein binding; calcium channel activity. Gene Ontology annotation, biological process: calcium ion import across plasma membrane; osmosensory signaling pathway; actin filament organization. The transcript has 17 exons. NCBI's taxonomy places the organism in Eukaryota, Metazoa, Chordata, Actinopteri, Chaetodontiformes, Chaetodontidae.